CCCCUUACAGUGGAGGAAGGAAUCAAACUCCCAAGAUGGCGGCGGCGUCUGAGGAGCGGAUGGCUGAGGAAGGAGGCGGCGGCCACGGCGACGGUGGCUCCGGUUCGGCCACCGGCUCCGCUCAGCGACAGGCCCCGCAGCCCCCGUCGCAGGCCCCGCAGCCGGGGUCCCAGGCCCCCGCCGCGCCCGCGCUGGCUCCGGACCACCUGCCUCAAAACAACACACUGGUGGCGCUGCCCAUCGUAGCCAUCGAGAACAUACUCAGCUUUAUGUCCUACGACGAAAUUAGCCAGCUCCGCCUGGUUUGUAAAAGAAUGGACUUGGUCUGUCAGAGAAUGUUGAAUCAGGGGUUUCUGAAAGUGGAGAGGUACCAUAAUCUGUGUCAGAAGCAAGUUAAAGCACAACUCCCGAGGAGAGAGUCGGAAAGGAGAAACCAUUCGUUAGCUCGUCAUGCAGACAUACUUGCUGCCGUGGAAACGAGGCUGUCACUGUUAAAUAUGACCUUCAUGAAGUAUGUGGAUUCCAAUCUCUGUUGCUUCAUCCCAGGAAAGGUGAUUGAUGAGAUUUACCGUGUGCUGAGAUAUGUCAAUUCUACCAGAGCCCCUCAGCGAGCUCACGAGGUGCUGCAGGAGUUGCGGGAUAUUUCCUCCAUGGCAAUGGAGUACUUUGACGAGAAGAUUGUUCCUAUUCUGAAGAGGAAGUUGCCAGGGUCAGAUGUAUCUGGAAGACUCAUGGGCUCUCCUCCAGUUCCUGGGCCAUCUGCAGCCCUGACAACAAUGCAGCUCUUCUCCAAGCAAAACCCCUCAAGACAAGAGGUCACCAAACUGCAGCAGCAGGUUAAAACCAAUGGUGCUGGCGUGACUGUCCUCAGGCGUGAGAUUUCUGAGCUUCGCACCAAAGUGCAAGAACAGCAGAAACAGCUUCAAGACCAAGACCAGAAACUGCUAGAGCAGACCCAGAUCAUAGGUGAACAGAAUGCACGCUUGGCAGAGCUGGAACGGAAGCUUCGAGAAGUCAUGGAAAGUGCCGUAGGAACAUCCUCAGGGUCUGGGCAGAGUGAGGAGUCUCCUCGGAAACGAAGGAAGGCAACAGAAGCCAUAGACUCUCUUAGGAAAUCCAAACGACUUCGGAAUAGAAAGUAAGUUGGAACACGGCUCUGGCUGCAAAGGAAGACCCCCUGUGGCUGGGAGCUGGAGCAGUCACUCCUGUCAGGGUACUGGAGCAACAUGGUGUCCCUUAGGCUUCCAGGCGAUCAGACACAACUUACACUUGGCUCUUGUGGUUGGCAUCCUUCGCGCUUCUCUGGUGGAGCUGAUGCACAGAACCUUCUUACUUUGCAAUAGAUUUGUACUAACCAGGCCCGUUCUCUCAUGUUUGGGGCUAACUUUUCCCCUGUGCAGGUGAUGUGUUAAGUUUAUUUGUUUCUGCAUAUAUGCACAUUACAUAUGGACUUUAAACAAACCCAUUCUUGACAGACUAAAAGUUAAGUUUAAUACAUAAAAUGUCCUGUUCACUUGAAAGAAAAAAAAUCUACUUUUUAAAUGGACACUAUCUUGUUUUUUUAAAAAAGUUGACUUUUUGUUUGUUAUAAGUGACCUUUGUCUGGAAUGUCUGAGAAGCAGUUCAUGCUUUGGUAUUGAAGUGAUGGGUAACGGAAGGACCGCAGAGUGGGGACUGUAGAGGGGCUCUACAGUGCUGACUAUUUUUAUAAACUACUGGCGAGGGAUGUUUGCAGCCGUUAGAUAUAUGCUUUCAGUUUUCUCUGGGGCCAUUCCCUACAUCUGCAUGGAUGGAUGCAUGCGUUGCCUAGUCAGCUCCCUUCCCAGCUCUUGACUGGUGUUGGUCUUGAACCUGUAUCCUCUCCACAUGGUGGAGCUGCGCCUUCACUGAUGUAAGCGCUUGCCACCUUCCUCUUCAGUCCAUUUGUCCUCCAGUUCUACAGGCACAAGAGACUGUUAAAGUCCGUUGACAUAGCUCUUCUUUGUAGGGUUCAGGUACACUGGCUAAGACAGAACCCCAAAUCCAAGGCUCUUCCUAUAGUGCUCAGACCUCGGGGAACUAGUUAGGAUCUUGAUGUCUGACUGUAUUCAUGGGUCACCAUGACUGAAUAGGGACCCAACUGAAGGAAAGUUCAUUGAAGAAAAGUGUACCAUGAAAAAAAGUUUGAUCAUUUCAUUUCUGGGGGGUGAGCGGAGCAAAGCUUUUUAACACCACUUUCAAGCUCUUGUUAGAACUCUGAGUAGAAGCUUUAGUCUUCUUUGCACUCCUGUCUUGAGCUUGUAACUGGAAAAGCAGGUCUUGCACUGUUCAACCUUCUGAGUGGUCACUUUUAACACCUUUCAAAUUGUAUAAAGUGGUUCUUUCCCCCAGCUGUAUAUUUUUGAAACAUUCAACUAUCACUGUCCUAUUUUUAUUUUAAUGUGCUAAAUUAUGUAGUUUUGUUCUUUUAAAGAUAUGUUGCUUUGAACUUCAGUUAUUUAUAGUAAAUUUAGAUGUAAGGUAGUAAAAACUGUCCCUUUCCAGGUGAAAGUUGACACCUGUAUAAAACUAAGAUUUUGGUAAAUCCCACCGUGGGAGAAAAGCGCGAGGUUGUCAUCCGUCCAACAUGACAUGUUAUGCAUCCUUUAGAUUACUUUUACCAAGUGACAUUCUCCUACCCAUUCUUAGUAUUGUCCCUUCAUGAUCCUGCCCUUAGGGUUUGUUCAAGUCUCUGUCUGAUUUGAAAGUCCAUCUACAAUGCAGUGUGUUUUCAGUGAGAAACCAUACCGUGGCAUCCAAGUGUUUCAUGGUUUGUUGGGAACAUAAUUUUAAAAUAAACAGUUUCCUAAAAAGAUUUGUCAGCCAAGGUCAUCCAUAAGGUCCCUGUCUGGAACUUGUUUUCUCAGCACGUACCACUUUUACAGUCCUAGGAUGUAGCCGUAUCACCAUAGCCUUGGAGGAGGCCUCUCGAGUGCUCAGAGCUUGGCUUUGCCAGCUUGCUGUUCUGGUAGAGGAAGACUUUUGAAGCACCAGAGUACAGGUUUUCAAAGUAUAACCCUUCUGCAUCAAAGAAAUAAGCCCGAUGUUAUUUCUUCAAUAAUUAUUAAAAAAUGUCUCGAUUUUUUUUUUUUUUUCAAACUACAUCUAACUAGCCUAAGUGUAAUCUCUAGUCUUCAUUGGCUAGUGCAAGAACACGGCUCUCAUAGUGGACCUGUGGUCCUCGGCCAUCAG
Molecule: messenger RNA, 3210 nt
Organism: Acomys russatus (golden spiny mouse)
Lineage: Eukaryota; Metazoa; Chordata; Mammalia; Rodentia; Muridae
Gene: Fbxo28
Product: F-box protein 28
Exons: 5
Coding region: 36-1142 (368 amino acids)
Biological process (GO): protein polyubiquitination
Molecular function (GO): protein binding
Source: RefSeq, a predicted model, not a curated record